Messenger RNA from Thalassophryne amazonica, 15155 nucleotides. It is a transcript of the gene ryr2a, whose product is annotated as ryanodine receptor 2a (cardiac). Gene Ontology annotation, molecular function: ryanodine-sensitive calcium-release channel activity; protein binding; calcium ion binding. The transcript has 116 exons. The coding region runs from base 187 to 14877 and encodes 4896 amino acids. Gene Ontology annotation, biological process: calcium ion transmembrane transport; intracellular calcium ion homeostasis. NCBI's taxonomy places the organism in Eukaryota, Metazoa, Chordata, Actinopteri, Batrachoidiformes, Batrachoididae. Gene Ontology annotation, cellular component: sarcolemma; smooth endoplasmic reticulum; Z disc. The record is from RefSeq and is a predicted model, not a curated record.
GAGGUGGUCCUGCAGUGUUCAGCUACAGUCCUUAAGGAGCAGCAAAAACUCUGCCUGGCUGCUGAAGGAUUUGGAAACAGACUCUGCUUCCUGGAAUCCAUCUCCAACUCCAAGAAUGUCCCUCCAGAUCUGUCCAUCUGCACCUUUGUAUUGGAGCAGUCGCUUUCGGUGCGAGCUCUUCAGGAGAUGCUGGCCAACACGGAGCACAAAGCUGACGGGCAUGUAGAUGUGGAAAUAUGGACGGCGCAGGGUGGAGGUCACCGCACCUUACUGUAUGGCCACGCUGUCCUGCUGCGACACUCCUACAGCGGAAUGUACCUGUGCUGUCUGUCCACGUCCCGCUCGUCCACAGACAAACUGGCCUUUGACGUGGGUCUGCAGGAAGACACCACAGGCGAGGCGUGUUGGUGGACGAUCCAUCCUGCUUCUAAGCAGCGUUCAGAGGGAGAGAAGGUUCGAGUUGGAGAUGAUGUCAUCCUCGUCAGCGUUUCCUCUGAACGAUACCUGCACCUGUCCUAUGGUGAUGGGAGUCUCCAUGUGGAUGCAGCGUUUCAGCAGACUCUGUGGAGUGUGGCUCCCAUCUGUUCUGGAAGUGAAGCAGCACAAGGUUACCUUAUAGGAGGGGAUGUCCUGCGCCUCCUUCAUGGACACAUGGACGAGUGUUUGACUGUCCCAUCUGGGGGACAGGGGGAGGAACAGAGAAGGACACUGCACUACGAGGGUGGACCAGUGUCGAGCCAUGCCCGGUCUUUGUGGAGGGUGGAGACAUUGCGGGUCAUGUGGAGUGGCAGUCAUAUCCGCUGGGGUCAACCUUUCAGACUGAGACAUGUGACCACAGGAAAGUACCUGAGUCUGACCAAAGACAGGUCUCUGCUUCUGAUUGACAAAGAGAAGGCUGGCGUGAAGUCGACAGCCUUCUGCUUCAGAUCCUCCAAAGAAAAGCUGGACCAUGGUGUGAGGAAGGAGGUGGAUGGGAUGGGUGUCCCUGAUAUCAAGUACGGUGACUCUGUGUGUUACAUUCAGCAUGCCGACACGUGCCUGUGGCUCACGUACCAAACAGUUGAUGCUAAAUGUGCACGAAUGGGUGGAGUCCAGAGAAAGGCCAUCAUGCACCAUGAGGGUCACAUGGAUGACGGACUGACCCUGUCUCGGUCCCAGCACGAAGAGAGUCGCACUGCCAGAGUCAUCCGCAGUACUGUGUUAAUGUUCAAUCUCUUCAUCAGGGGGCUGGACUCACUAAAACAAAAGGGGAAGAGCUCAGCUCUGGAGCUGCCAAUUGAUUCAGUCAGCCUAAGUCUGCAGGACCUGAUUGGAUACUUCCAACCACCAGGAGAUCACCUAGACCAUGAAGACAAGCAGAACCGACUGAGGGCUCUAAAGAAUCGGCAGAACCUUUUCCAAGAGGAGGGGAUGAUCAGCAUCGUGUUAGAGUGUAUUGAUCGGCUUCACAUCUACAGCAGCGCUGCUCACUGCACCGAGUCAGCAGGACGGCAGGCAGGGAACACCUGGAGCACCAUCUUGAACUCUCUGUACCAGCUGCUGGCUGCACUGAUACGGGGGAACAGGAAAAACUGUGCCCAGUUUUCUGGAUCACUGGACUGGCUCAUUAGCAGAUUGGAGAGACUGGAGGCAUCUUCUGGGAUCCUAGAAGUGCUGCACUGUGUGCUGGUGGAGAGUCCUGAAGCACUAAACAUCAUCAAAGAGGGACACAUCAAGUCCAUCAUCUCUUUGCUGGACAAGCAUGGACGCAACCAUAAGGUUCUUGAUGUGUUGUGUUCACUGUGUGUGUGUAACGGUGUGGCAGUGCGCUCAAACCAGAACCUGAUCUGUGACAACCUGCUGCCUGGUAGAGAUCUGUUACUGCAAACCCGCCUGAUCAACCACGUCACCAGCAUGCGUCCCAACAUCUUCUUGGGCAUCAGUGAUGGCUCGGCCCAGUACAGGAAGUGGUACUAUGAACUAAUCGUGGACCAGGCGCUGCCAUUUGUCACAGCUGAAGCCUCGCACCUCAGGGUGGGCUGGGCCAACACGAGUGGCUACACCCCUUAUGCCAGCGGUGGAGAGGGGUGGGGAGGGAACGGGGUGGGUGAUGACCUCUACUCCUAUGGUUUUGAUGGACUCCAUCUUUGGUCAGGUUGCAGAGCACGAGCAGUUAACUCACCUAAUCAGCAGCUUCUGAAGGUUGAGGAUGUAGUGAGCUGCUGCCUGGACCUCAGUGUGCCCAGUAUCUCCUUCAGGAUUAAUGGCCAGCCGGUUCAGGGCAUGUUUGAGAACUUCAACUCCAAUGGUCUCUUCUUUCCGGUGGCCAGCUUCUCUGCCGGUGUCAGGAUUCGGUUCCUCCUUGGCGGUCGUCAUGGGGAGUUUAAGUUCCUGCCUCCUCCAGGAUAUGCUCCUUGCUAUGAGGCAGUGCUUCCAAGGGAGAAGCUGAAGCUGGAAGCCAGUCAGGACCAGACUGCAGCCCGAGAACUACUGGGACCCACGGUCACAUUGAGCCAAGCAGCAUUUACACCAACACCAGUGGACACCAGCCAGAUUGUGUUGCCACCACACUUGGAGAGGAUCAGGGAGAAGCUGGCGGAAAACAUCCACGAGCUGUGGGUGAUGAACAAGAUUGAGCUGGGCUGGACAUAUGGCUCAGUGCGAGAUGAUAAUAAACGACAGCAUCCAUGCCUGGUGGAGUUCUUCAGACUUCCUGAACAGGAGCGAAGCUACAACCUCCAAAUGUCUCUGGAGACUCUCAAAACUCUCCUGGCCUUGGGUUGCCAUGUUGGCCUCGCUGAUGAACAUGCUGUACAAAAGGUCAAGAGCAUGAAACUACCAGCAACUUAUGAGUUGUCCAGUGGUUAUAAACCUGCUCCUCUGGACCUGAACCACAUGAAGCUAACCUCCACGCAAGAGGCCAUGGUGGACAAACUGGCCGAGAACGCACACAACGUCUGGGCACGAGAUCGCAUCCGCCAGGGGUGGACCUACGGCAUCCAACAGGAUGUAAAGAAUCGCCGAAACCCUCGCCUUGUUCCGUACACCCUGCUGGAUGAGCGGACCAAAAAGUCGAACAAAGAUAGUCUGAGAGAGGCUGUCCGAACUCUGCUGGGAUACGGCUACAACCUGGAAGCUCCAGACCAAGACCAUGCUCAGUCUGACCUCAGCAACAUGUCUGCUGAGAGGUUUCGCAUUUUCCGAGCAGAGAAAACCUACAGUGUUCAUGCUGGGAAGUGGUACUUCGAGCUGGAGGUCUUAACAGCAGGUGAGAUGAGGGUGGGCUGGGCCCGACCAGGAUGCCUGCCUGACCUGGAGCUUGGAUCUGAUGACCAGGCUUUUGUAUUUGAUGGCUUCAAGGUUCAGCGCUGGCAUCAGGGUAAUGAACACUUUGGGCGGGCGUGGCAGACUGGUGAUGUUGUGGGCUGCAUGGUGAACCUGAAUGAGCACACCAUGAUGUUCACGCUGAAUGGAGAAGUGCUGCUGGAUGAUUCAGGGUCGGAACUCGCCUUCAAGGACUUUGAAGUCAGUGAAGGAUUUAUUCCAGUGUGCAGUCUGGGGGUGUGUCAGGUGGGGAGGAUGAACUUUGGGAAAAACGUCAGCUCUCUGAAAUACUUCACCAUCUGCGGCCUCCAGGAAGGAUAUGAACCAUUUGCAGUGAACAUGAACCGGGACGUCACCAUGUGGCUCAGCAAGAGGCUGCCCCAGUUUGUACCCGUGCCACCCAGCCACCAGCACAUCGAGGUGACAAGGAUAGAUGGAACAGUGGAGUCGUGUCCAUGUCUAAAGGUCACUCAGAGAUCAUUUGGCUCACAGAAUAGCAACACUGACAUUUCCUUCUUCCGCCUAAGCAUGCCCAUAGAGUGCUCCGACUCCUUCUCCAGGCCCCCACAUAAUGGCAGCCUCUUCUCCCCCAAGAGGGAGCUGGAUGACUUUGAGACGGUAUCAGACUUUGAGGUUCUCAUAAAAUCGUCUCAUGGUCACAAUGGCCCUGGUGGGCUUGAGAGAGAUGAGUUCAACAACCACAAAGACUACAGCCAGGAGAAGCCCUCCAAGCUGAAACAACGUACUUUUUUAUGUAAAAGGUUCAUGUUGAAGAGAAACAAACCAGACAACAGCUGCCCCUCAUCUACUCACCUGUCAGAAGAGGUGAUGGCCCAUGACCAAGAUGACUACGAAUUCCUUAUGCAAGACUCCACCCAGCACUACUACUCAGUGCGGAUCUUUCCUGGUCAGGAGCCGAGCAGUGUUUGGGUGGGAUGGAUCACCUCUGACUUCCAUCAGUAUGACACAGGCUUCGAGCUCCACAAUGUCAGAACGGUCACCGUGACGCUGGGCGAUGAGAAGGGAAAGGUUCAUGAAAGCAUAAAGCGCAGUAACUGCUUCAUGGUGUGGGCUGGAGAGUGCAGUAGUCCCAGUCAGGGCAGGAACAACAACGGCUUGGAGAUCGGCUGUCUGGUUGACACUACAACUGGACUUCUGACCUUCACUGCCAAUGGCAGAGAACUCAGCACAUACUACCAGGUGGAGCCCAGUACGAAGUUGUUCCCUGCAGUCUUUGCCAAGGCAACCAGUCCGAACGUCUUCCAGUUUGAACUUGGACGUCUCAAGAAUGUGAUGCCUCUUUCGGCUGGACUGUUUAAGAGUGAGAGGAAGAACUCAGUUCCUCAGUGUCCUCCACGCCUGCAUGUCCAGUUUCUCACUCCUGUAUUAUGGAGUCGUGUUCCCAAUCACUUCCUCCAGGUGUCGGUGUCCAGGGUUAAUGACAGAUUUGGCUGGCUGGUCCAGUGUGAGGAGCCUCUGCAGUUCAUGUCUCUGCACAUACCUGAGGAGAACAGGUGUUUGGAUAUCCUGGAGCUGUCGGAGCAGAGUGAUUUAUUACAUUUCCACUACCACACCCUCAGACUCUACUCUGCAAUCUGUGCUUUAGGAAACAACCGCGUGGCACAUGCCCUCUGCUCCCACAUAGAUGAGGCGCAGCUCCUCCAGGCCAUCCAGAAUAAGUAUAUGCCAGGUUUGCUUCGUGCUGGUUACUACGACCUGCUAAUCGAUAUCCACCUGAGCAGCUACGCCACAGCUCGUCUCAUGAUGAACAGCGAGUUCAUUGUUCCUAUGACCGAUGAAACAAAGAGCAUCACGCUGUUUCCUGAUGAAAAGAAGAAGCAUGGCCUGCCUGGCAUUGGCCUCAGCACCUCCUUACAGCCUAGGAUGCACUUCUCAUCCCCCAACUUUGUGUCGUCAUCAUCCUGUAACAGUGGCUCAGGAUCAGGAGACUGUUUCCAAUAUAGCCCAGAGUUCCCACUGGACAUCCUGAAAAUAGAAGCCAUUUCAAUGCUAACUGAGGCCGUCCAUGAUGGAAGCAUGCAUGUCCGAGAUCCAGUAGGUGGCAGCACUGAGUUCCUGUUUGUGCCCCUCAUCAAGCUCCUCCACACUAUGCUCAUCAUGGGACUUUUUAGAAAUGGGGACUUGAAGAACAUCCUCCAACUGAUUGAACCUUCAGUUUUCUCUGAGGACUGUGAGGAGCAGGCGCAUGUGAAGACGGUGAAGAUGGUGGAGGCCGACGGUGGAGGGGCCGAUGGGGGAAGAAAGAUGCCAAGAGAAGGCCUGUUAGAGAUGAAACUACCAGAGCCAGUAAAACUCCAGAUGUGCCAUGUGCUGCAGUACCUGUGUGACUGCCAAGUCCGCCAUCGUAUUGAGGCUGUGGUGGCAUUCUCUGAUGACUUUGUGGCCUGUCUCCAAGACAACCAGCGGUUCCGCUACAAUGAGGUGAUGCUGGCACUGAACAUGUCAGCAGCUCUCACUGCCAAGAAGACCAAAGAGUUCAGAUCUCCCCCACAGGAACAGAUUAACAUGCUGCUCAACUUUAAGAAUGAGAAGCAGGAGUGUCCCUGUCCAGAUGACAUCCGAGAAGAGUUGCUGGAUUUCCACGAGGAUCUGAUGAGACAUUGUGGUAUCGAGUUAGACGAGGAGAGCGCAGCAGAUGCUGACAGUCACUUCACCAUCCGAGGUCGUCUGAUGUCACUGGUGGAGAAAGUAUCAUAUCUGAAGAAGAAGAUGGCCAACCAGCAACAGGAAAUGAAAGACAGGAGACCCAGCACAUUGCAACAGCUGAUUUCAGACACAAUGGUUCGCUGGGCUCAAGAGUCUGUUAUUGAUGAUCCUGAACUUGUCCGAGCUAUGUUUGUACUGCUUCAUCGACAGUAUGAUGGCAUUGGAGGACAGGUGCGUGCUCUCCCUAAGACUUACACCAUAAACUCAGUGUCCAUCGAGGACACCAUCAACCUGCUGGCGGCUCUGGGUCAGAUCCGGUCUCUGCUCAGUGUCCGCAUGGGGCGAGAGGAGGAGAAGCUGAUGAUCCGAGGAUUAGGUGACAUCAUGAACAACAAGGUGUUCUACCAGCAUCCUGACCUGAUGAGAGCUCUGGGGAUGCAUGAGACAGUCAUGGAAGUCAUGGUUAACGUGCUCAGUGGAGGACACUCAAAGGAAAUUACCUUUCCAAAAAUGGUGGCCAACUGCUGUCGAUUUCUCUGCUAUUUCUGUCGAAUCAGCCGUCAGAACCAAAAAGCCAUGUUUGAUCAUCUCAGCUAUCUGCUGGAAAACAGCAGCGUGGGCCUUGCCUCUCCGUCCAUGCGAGGCUCCACCCCCCUGGACGUGGCUGCAGCAUCAGUGAUGGAUAAUAACGAACUGGCUCUGGCUUUAAGAGAGCCCGACCUGGAGAAGGUGGUCCGUUACCUGGCUGGCUGUGGCCUCCAGAGCUGCAUGAUGCUUGUGAGCAAAGGAUACCCUGACAUUGGAUGGAACCCCGUGGAAGGUGAACGAUACCUGGACUUCCUACGGUUUGCUGUCUUCUGCAAUGGUGAAAGUGUAGAAGAGAAUGCCAACGUUGUGGUAAAGCUUUUGAUUCGCCGACCUGAAUGUUUUGGCCCUGCCCUUCGUGGUGAGGGUGGAGACGGGCUGCUGGCGGCGAUGGAGGAAGCCAUUAAAAUCUCUGAGGAUCCCUGCAGAGAUGGUCCCUCGCCCACCUCUGAUAGCAGCCACACGCUUAGUGACGUGAUCGAGGAUGACGAUGAAGAAGACGACACCAUCCACAUGGGAAAUGCUAUCAUGACCUUCUAUGCUGCUCUCAUUGACCUGCUGGGCCGCUGUGCUCCAGAGAUGCAUUUAAUCCAUGCUGGAAAGGGGGAGGCAAUCCGGAUCAGAGCUAUUCUGAGGUCUCUGAUUCCCAUAGAGGAUCUGGUGGGGGUCAUCAGCAUUCCGUUCUCCAUGCCCAGCCUGGGUAAAGAUGGGCUGGUGCUGGAGCCAGACAUGUCGGCAGGAUUUUGUCCUGACCAUAAAGCAGCCAUGGUUUUGUUCCUGGACCGAGUUUAUGGCAUUGAAGACCAGAACUUUCUGCUGCACCUGCUGGAAGUCGGUUUUCUUCCAGACCUGAGAGCUGCUGCUUCACUAGAUGCUGUUGCUUUGAGCUCCACGGACAUGGCACUCGCCCUCAACAGGUAUCUGUGCACAGCAGUGUUGGCUCUCCUCACUAAAUGUGCGGCACUGUUUGCUGGGACUGAGCCAUUCGCCUCACUGAUUGACUCGCUGCUCCACACCGUUUACCGCCUGUCCAAAGGCCGCUGCCUCACCAAAGCUCAGCGGGAUGCCAUUGAGGAGUGUCUACUGUCUGUUUGUGGGAAGCUGAGACCUUCAAUGAUGCAGCAUCUGCUCAGGAGGCUGGUGUUUGAUAUCCCGCUGCUUAAUGAACACACCAAGAUGCCUCUGAAGCUGCUGACCAAUCACUACGAUCGGUGCUGGAAGUACUACUGCCUUGCUGGUGGGUGGGGAAACUUUGGAGCAGCAUCUGAUGAAGAGCUUCACCUCUCCAGGAAGCUGUUCUGGGGAAUAUUCGAUGCUCUAUCAUGCAAACGCUACGACCAGGAGCUGUUUAAGCUGGCGUUACCGUGCCUUAGUGCUGUAGCUGGAGCUCUUCCUCCGGACUACAUGGAAUCAAGCUACAUGGCCCUGAUGGAGAAGCAGUCAUCAAUGGACUCUGCAGGAAACUUCACUCCACAACCUGCAGACACCACAAAUGUGACUGUUCCAGAGAAACUGGAAUAUUUCAUAAACAGAUAUGCUGAACAUAACCAUGAGAAGUGGUGUCUUGACAAGUUUUCCAGAGGCUGGUCACACGGUGAACAAAUCUGUGAAAUCAGCAGGAACCAUCCCUUACUGAAAGCAUACAAAGACCUCUCUGAAAAGGACAAGGAGGCUUACUGCUGGCCUGUACGAGAGUCUGUGAAGACCAUGUUGUCCUGGGGCUGGACCAUUGAAAGGAUCAGAGAAGGAGACCCCGCCAGUCUACACAACAAAUCACGCAGAAUAUCACAAAUUAGCCAGCUUUCCUUUGAAGGAUGUUCAGCUUUCAGCCCUCGGCCCAUUGACAUGAGCAAUGUCACAUUGUCCAGAGACAUGCAGUCUUUGGCAGAGCUGCUUGCAGAGAAUUAUCAUAAUAUCUGGGCCAGAAAGAAGAAACUGGAGCUGGAAGCUAAAGGUGGAGGAAAUCACCCCCUGCUUGUUCCCUACGACACACUGACUGCCAAAGAAAAAUCCAAAGACAGAGAGAAAGCACAAGACAUCCUCAAGUUCCUCCAGAUCAAUGGAUACACUGUGUCCAGAGGCGUAAAGUCUCAGGAACUGGACACUCCAGCCAUCGAGAAACGGUUUGCAUACACCUUCCUCCAACAGCUCAUCACGUAUGUGGACCAGGCCCACCAACACAUGUUGGAUUUUGACGUGGGACCAAGAACAAAGGGAGAGAAGAUUCCUCAUGAACAACAAAUCAAGUUCUUUGGAAAGGUUGUUUUACCCUUAGUGGAUCAGUACUUCAAAAACCACCGGCUCUACUUCCUGUCCACAGCCAUUCACCCAAUCAGCAGUGGUGGUCAUGCCUCCAACAAGGAAAAGGAGAUGGUGACCAGUCUCUUCUGCAAACUGGGAGUUCUCGUCAGACACAGGAUAUCUUUAUUUGGCAACAAUGCCACAUCCAUAGUCAACUGCCUUCAGAUCCUGGGACAAAGCCUGGAUGCUCGGACGGUGAUGAAAACUGGUCUGGAAUCAGUGAAGGCUGCACUCCAGUCAUACUUUGACAGUGUAGCCGAAGAUCUGGAGAAGACUCAGGAGAACCUGAACCUGGGCCAGUUCACCCACAGCAGGGAGCAGCCACGCGGGGUCACUCAGAUCAUCAACUACACCACCUUCGCUCUGCUGCCCGUCCUCUCAUCCCUGUUUGAACACAUCGGACAGCACACAUUUGGAGAAGACCUCAUAUUGGAUGAUGUCCAGGUUUCCUGCUACAGAAUCCUCAACAGCUUGUACUUUCUGGGAACCAACAAAAGCAUCCACGUAGACAGACAGCGUCCAGCAUUAGGAAAGUGUUUAGCUGCCUUCUCUGCAGCCUUCCCCGUUGCCUUCCUGGAGACUCACAUCAACAAGUUCAACAGCUUCUCCAUCUACAACAGCCAAGGACCUAAAGACAGAGCUGGUCUUCAAGGUGAGGUUGGUGAUGUUUGCCCCCUGAUCCCAAACUUAGUCAAGUUUUUGGAGGAGAUCACGGAGUUAGCAGAGUCUGGCGUCAGAUACACUCAGAUGCCCCACAUCAUGGAGGUGGUGUUGCCAAUGUUGUGCAGCUACAUGUCUCAUUGGUGGGAACACGGACCAGAGAACAACCCCGACAGGGCUGACAGCUGCUGCACCUCCGUCACGUCUGAACAUAUGAAUGCUCUCCUGGGGAAUAUUCUGAAGAUUAUCUACAACAACCUGGGAAUAGAUGAGGGAGCCUGGAUGAAGAGACUGGCUGUGUUCUCUCAGCCAAUCAUCAGCAAGGCCAACUCCCAGCUGCUGAAUACCCACUUCCUACCUUUGAUGGAGAAACUCAAGAAGAAAGCAGCAGUGGUGCUGAUGGAUGAGGAGCACAGUAAGGCAGAGGUGAGGGGUGAGAUGUCAGAGACGGAGCUCCUGAUCAUGGAUCAGUUCACCAUUUUGGUCAGAGACUUGUAUGCCUUCUACCCGCUUCUCAUACGAUUUGUUGAUUACAACAGAGCCAGGUGGUUGAAAGAGUCCAACCCACAGGCGGAGGAGCUGUUUCGCAUGGUGGCCGAGGUUUUCAUCUUCUGGGCGAAGUCCCAUAACUUCAAGAGAGAAGAACAGAACUUUGUGGUCCAGAAUGAGAUCAACAACAUGUCCUUCCUCAUCACUGACACCAAGUGUAAGAUGUCUAAGGGAAUUGCUUCAGACCAGGAGAGGAAGAAGAUGAAGAGAAAGGGAGAUCGUUACUCGAUGCAGACGAGUCUUAUUGUUGCUACUUUGAAACGUUUGCUGCCUGUUGGACUGAACAUGUGUGCCCCCGGAGAACAGGAACUCAUCACGCUGGCUAAGAACCGCUUCACCCAGAAGGAUACGGAGGCUGAGGUUCGAGAGAUCAUCAGCACCAACCUGCAUUUACAAGGGAAGCUUGAGGAUCCAGCGAUCCGUUGGCAGAUGGCUCUCUACAGGGAUCUGCCCAGCCACAGUGAGAGUACAUCAGACCCAGAGAAGACUGUGGACAGAGUGCUGGACAUUGCUCACGUGCUAUUCCACUUGGACCAGGUUGAACAUCCUCAGCGCAGUAAGAAGGCGGUGUGGCACAAACUGCUGUCCAAACAGAGGAAGCGUGCCGUGGUGGCUUGUUUCAGGAUGGCCCCGCUGUAUAACCUGCCCAGGCACCGGGCGGUGAACUUGUUCCUGCAGGGCUACAAGAACUCAUGGAUUGAGGCAGAGGAACAUUACUUUGAAGACAAACUCAUCGAGGAUCUCGCUAAACCAGGUGAUGAUGUCCCAUGUGAAGAGGAUGAAGGGCUCAAAGACAUCGAUCCGCUGCACCAGCUCAUACAGCUGUUCAGCAGAACGGCCCUCACUGAGAAGUGUAAAUUGGAUGAGGACAAUCUCUACAUGGCCUAUGCUGACAUCAUGGCUAAGAGCUGCCAUGAUGAAGAAGAUGAGGUUGGAGAGGAGGUGAAGAGUUUUGAGGAGAAGGAAAUGGAGAAGCAGAAGCUUUUGUAUCAGCAGGCUCGGCUUCACGAUCGUGGAGCUGCUGAGAUGGUGCUGCAAACCAUCAGUGCCAGCAAAGGUGAGAUGGGUCUCAUGGUGGCCUCGACCCUGAAGCUUGGCAUUGCCAUCCUUAAUGGUGGAAACUCGACUGUACAGCAGAAAAUGCUGGAUUAUCUUAAAGACAAGAAGGAUGUGGGCUUUUUUCAGAGUCUGGCUGGCCUGAUGCAGUCUUGCAGUGUUCUGGAUUUGAAUGCAUUUGAAAGGCAGAACAAAGCAGAGGGAUUGGGGAUGGUGACAGAAGAAGGAUCAGUCAUCAGUCAUGGGCGUGGUGAGAAGGUCAUGCAGGAUGAUGAGUUCACCUGUGACCUUUUCCGCUUCCUGCAGCUGCUGUGUGAAGGACACAACUCAGACUUCCAGAACUACCUGAGGACUCAAACAGGGAACAAUACGACGGUGAACAUCAUUAUCUCUACUGUUGACUACCUUCUGAGAGUGCAGGAAUCUAUCAGUGAUUUCUACUGGUAUUACUCAGGAAAAGAGGUCAUCGACGAGCAGGGCCAGAGGAAUUUCUCCAAAGCGAUAAAUGUGGCCAAGCAGGUGUUUAACACGCUUACUGAGUACAUCCAGGGUCCGUGCACCGGCAACCAGCAGAGUUUGGCUCACAGUCGUCUGUGGGACGCGGUGGUUGGUUUUCUCCACGUCUUUGCUCACAUGCAGAUGAAGUUGUCUCAGGACUCCAGUCAAAUAGAGCUGCUGAAGGAGCUGAUGGAUCUGCAGAAAGACAUGGUGGUCAUGCUGCUGUCCAUGCUGGAAGGAAACGUGGUGAACGGAACCAUUGGGAAGCAGAUGGUGGACAUGUUGGUGGAGUCAUCCAACAAUGUAGAGAUGAUCUUAAAAUUCUUUGACAUGUUCCUCAAACUGAAAGAUCUCACCUCUUCAGAGGCUUUCAAGGAGUAUGACCCUGAUGGAAAAGGUGUCAUCUCUAAGCGGGACUUCCAUAAGGCUAUGGAGAGCCAUAAGCACUACACCCAGUCUGAGACUGACUUCCUGCUCUCCUGUGCUGAGACCGAUGAAAACGAACUGCUCGACUAUGAAGAGUUUGUGGAACGCUUUCAUGAGCCAGCUAAGGAUAUUGGUUUUAACGUAGCGGUUCUCCUGACCAACCUGUCAGAGCACAUGCCUCAUGACACCCGCCUGCAGACCUUCUUGGAGCUGGCGGACAGCGUUCUCAACUAUUUCCAACCCUACCUUGGUAGGAUCGAGAUCAUGGGCAGUGCCAAACGCAUCGAGAGGGUGUACUUUGAGAUCAGUGAGUCCAGUCGAACGCAGUGGGAGAAACCUCAGGUCAAAGAAUCCAAGCGUCAGUUCAUCUUUGAUGUUGUGAAUGAGGGAGGAGAGAAGGAGAAGAUGGAGCUGUUUGUGAAUUUCUGUGAGGACACCAUCUUUGAAAUGCAGCUGGCAGCUCAGAUGUCAGACGCUGGCGAACGCUCGGUGAUGAAAGAAGAAAGUGAGCGGGACAAACCGGACGACAACCCUGAGAUGGGCUUCUUCUCCAUCACGACUGUCUGGAUGGCCAUGCUGGCUCUCAGAUAUAAUGUCAUGCUGCUGGUGAAGGUGCUGUCCUUGAAGAGCCUGAAGAAGCAGAUGAAGAAGGUGAAGAACAUGACAGUAAAGGACAUCGUGACCACCCUGUUGUCCUGUUACUGGUCACUCUUACUCGGGCUCCUCCAUGUGAUCUUCAGCGUGGCCCGGGGGUUUUGUCGGAUCUUCUCCAGCACAUUUAUGGGAGGGAAUCUGGUGGAGGGGGCCAAGACGAUAAAGGUCUCUGAGCUGCUGGCAAACAUGCCUGAUCCAACCCAAGAUGAAGUACGUGGUGAAGGGGAAGAAAGAGAAAAAAGACCUUCUGACCGUAGCUCAGCCAAAGAAGACCUCGCAGACUUGGCAGUCAACACAAGUGACACAGAGCUGCUGUCUGACAUUUUUGGUCUGGACUUAAGGAGGGAAGGGGGCCAGUACAAAAUCACCCCCCACAACCCUAAUGCAAGUCUGACCGAACUGCUGAACUAUCCAGUUCCCUCUCCGAGCCCUUCAACUCCAUCUACAGCACCCCCACCUGAGCUCAGACAGAGGCAUCAGGUGUCUUCCUCAGAGAAGAAGGAAGCAGAAGAAGAAAAAGGAUGUGAAGGUCAGCACACAUCAGGGGACGGACACAAAAACACAACAGAAAAGCAAGAGAAGAAUGACAAACUGAAGCCCAAAGCCAGACGCCAUCACACCUCAAGGUCUGAAGAAUCAGACCUGCAGGAGUCUGCCUUCUGGAAAAAGAUCCUGGCCUACCAGAGGAAGUUACUGAACUACUUUGCCAGGAACUUCUACAACAUGAGGAUGCUGGCGCUGUUUGUUGCCUUCGCCAUAAACUUCAUCCUCCUCUUCUAUAAGGUGUCUACAUCCUCAGCUGUGGUAGAGGACAGAGGCGUGGCCUAUCCCAGGAGCCAGCCAGUAAACAGUGUACAGUGGGAUCCGGUGGGUGGAGAAUCACUGUUGGAGACAAAAGAAGAGGUGAUGGGUGAAACCAGUGAGCCACUCAAGCCUGUCUUAGUCCGUUUCGUCCUCGAAGAAAGCAGCGGAUACAUGGAGCCGAUGCUCCGGAUUCUGGCUGUCCUUCACACAGUCAUCUCUUUCUUCUGCAUCAUUGGAUACUACUGUCUCAAGGUACCAUUGGUGAUCUUUAAGCGUGAAAAGGAGGUGGCCAGGAAACUGGAGUUUGAUGGUCUUUACAUCACAGAACAGCCAUCUGAGGAUGACAUAAAAGGACAGUGGGACAGACUCGUAAUCAACACACAAUCUUUUCCAAACAACUACUGGGACAAGUUUGUGAAGAGAAAGGUGAUGGAUAAAUACGGUGAGUUCUACGGCCAUGAUCGUAUCAGUGAGCUGCUGGGAAUGGACAAGGCCGCUCUGGACUUUAGCAACGCGCACAAGAAGAGGAAGCCGAGGAGAGACAGUUCGCUGACUGCCGUGCUAAACUCCAUUGAUGUCAAGUACCAGAUGUGGAAGCUGGGCGUGGUGUUCACAGAUAAUUCCUUCCUCUAUCUGGCUUGGUACAUGACCAUGUCCAUCCUGGGUCACUACAACAACUUCUUCUUUGCUGCUCAUCUGUUGGACAUCGCCAUGGGUUUCAAGACGCUUCGCACCAUCCUGUCCUCCGUCACACACAAUGGAAAACAGCUGGUGCUGACGGUAGGCCUGCUGGCUGUGGUGGUUUACCUCUACACGGUCGUCGCCUUCAACUUUUUCAGGAAGUUCUACAACAAGAGUGAAGAUGGAGAGCUGCCAGACAUGAAGUGUGAUGACAUGCUGACAUGUUAUAUGUUUCAUAUGUAUGUGGGCGUUCGAGCAGGCGGCGGAAUCGGGGACCAAAUUGAAGAUCCAGCGGGUGAUGAAUAUGAGAUCUAUCGCAUCAUCUUUGACAUCACCUUCUUCUUCUUUGUCAUUGUCAUCCUCCUGGCCAUCAUCCAGGGUUUGAUCAUUGAUGCUUUUGGGGAGCUGAGGGACCAGCAGGAGCAGGUCAAAGAAGACAUGGAGACCAAGUGUUUUAUCUGUGGAAUCGGAAACGACUACUUUGACACAGUGCCACAUGGCUUUGAAACGCACACACUCCAGGAGCACAACUUGGCCAACUAUCUAUUCUUUGUGAUGUAUCUCAUUAACAAAGAUGAAACGGAGCACACAGGACAGGAGUCCUACGUAUGGAAGAUGUACCAGGAGCGCUGCUGGGAGUUUUUUCCUGCCGGGGACUGUUUCCGAAAACAGUACGAGGAUCAGCUCAACUGACCUUAUCUCGGAAUGCCGUGCUCUUCUCUUUCAUAAAUGCUGUUCAACAGAUUUCCUGUCCUUCAAAGCUUUCAGCAUCAUCAACCAGAAUUCCAGUCACAAUCCCAGCCUCCUCUACAGGUCAAAGUCCAGAUUUUGAUCAGACCUCUACCCUGCUGGCUUUGAUUCAACAUCUUCAGCACAUUUUGCGCAGAAUGCUUUUAAAACUUUGUACAUAGAGUUGUCUGUUGUCUGUGCCUGGUGGCUGAUUUUGGCUCAGAAGAUAUUUUUGCGUAUUC